CUAUCAACUACUAUCAUCAUCGUAUGGCUAUGGCUAUGCCUAUGGCUAUGGCGGAUAUUGGCCUCUUCCCCAACCUUCCUUCGUCACACUCUGAUCACUCCCACCAGCCAUGGCCAAUCUCACUGCAACUGCAACUCACCGCACUAAUGUCCCUUCGCUUCCCAAACAACCCUCACUCUCUUCUCCACUCAAACUCCAAUUCCAUUUCCCUUUCACUUCUUCCUUCCUCCUCUCUUCUCCUUCUUCCACCUCUCUGCGACUGCACCUCCUACCCCAUGCCUCUCCCCGCAUCAACACUCACCCCCUGCAAAAGGGACUGAAGAUUGUGAGCUCAAAAAGUGAGCCAUUGAAGUUAAUGAUUUCUGGGGCUCCAGCUUCAGGAAAAGGGACUCAAUGUGAGAUGAUUGCUCAGAAGUUUGGGGUGGUACACAUAUCAACUGGAGACAUUCUGCGAGCUGAAGUAUCAGCUGGUACAGAAAUUGGAAACGUAGCAAAGGAGUACAUGAAUACUGGUCGAUUAGUUCCGGAUGAAAUUGUGACAGCUAUGGUGACAGCUCGGCUUUCUCUUGAAGAUGUGAAGGAGAAAGGUUGGCUGUUAGAUGGAUUCCCGCGAAGUUCUGCCCAAGCAGAGGGUUUGGAGAAACAGAAUAUUAGGCCUGACAUAUUUAUUAUCCUUGAUGUACCGGAUGACAUUUUAGUUGAUCGAUGUGUUGGUAGAAGGUUGGACCCUUUGACAGGAAAGAUUUAUCAUAUCAAAAAUUUUCCACCAGAGAAUGAGGAAAUAAGUGGAAGGCUUAUUAUACGCCCUGAUGAUACUGAGGAAAAGGUGAAAGCACGCCUACAAAUAUAUAAACAAAACACAGAUUCAAUUUCAUCAAUGUACACAGAUGUAAUAAAGAAGAUUGAUGGGAACCGCCCUAAACAAGAGAUUUUCAACGAAAUAGAGUCCUUACUGUUGACAUUGCAGAAAGAUAAAGCAGAGAAAUCUAAAACAGGUAAACUGGCAAGAAGUGACAGCCUGCUUGAUAGUUCUUCACAUGAGAAACAGUGGAGAGGAAUACCAACAAGAUUAAACAAUAUUCCCCAUUCGAGAGAAAUAAGGCAAUAUUUCUAUGAGGAUGUGUUGCAAGCAACCAAAAGAGCUGUACAAGAUAGAAAAUCUCGAUUGAAGGUGGAGAUCAAUAUUCCAGAGCUCAACCCAGAAAUGGAUGUUUACCGAAUAGGUACCUUAUUGGAACUUGUCCGCAUCCUUGCUCUUUCCUUUGCCGACGAUGGAAAGCGGGUCAAGGUUUGUGUGCAAGGAUCUAUGGGAGAAGGAGCACUGGCUGGAAUACCAUUACAGCUAGCUGGAAGUCGGAAGAUUAUGGAGUUCAUGGAUUGGGGUGAUUACGGUGCUUUGGGUACCUUUAUCCGGAUUGGGUCCAUAGGCGGCGACCAGGUUGAAGAGGAAGACGACAUGUUUAUCUUAGUGGCUCCCCAGAAUGCAGUAGGAAAUUGUAUUAUUGGUGACCUAAGAGCUAUGACUGACGCUGCUGGCGAUCGUCCCGUAAUUCUUGUGAAUCCCAGGCUAGGGGAUUUACCAGCUUCAGGGGGCAUAAUGCAAACAAUGGGUCGAGAUAAGAGAUUGGAAUAUGCUGCUUCCUUCGAGAUGUGCUAUCUCUUUCGGUUACUCUACUAUUGCGGGACCCAAUAUCCUAUCAUGGGAGCCCUCCGGAUGUCUUAUCCUAAUGAGUAUGAGCUGUACAAGAGAGUCGACGAGGGUCGUAAGAAGGAGAAAUAUGUCCUCCUAUCGAAGUUCUCCGGAAGACCUACAGGCGACGAAAUUAAUGAUGCAUUUGUAGGAAAGCCGAGAGACAAAGCCAAGAAUCCGACUGGAAUAUGGGGAUUCUUGAGUAGCAUUUUUUGAAAAGGAAAUCAAGAAAAGUAGUUAAAUAGCAAGGCACAUACAUAGUAUUGAAGCUAAGGUUGUGUUCGAUCGAGACAUUGUACAUUUGAAGGUCGAAUUGAACAAACAGCCACAGCCAUUCGUGGCAUAUUGAAGGUACUCACUCGGGUUGUUCUUUUUUCUUCCCUUAUUCUCUCUUUUGUUGAAAUAUGUACAUAUGUAUCAGCACAUGUAUCGAAAAGUUUUACGUCUUAAUUAAUUCUCGCUUAUUACCCUUAAA
This is a messenger RNA of Andrographis paniculata, 2165 nucleotides long. Its product is annotated as adenylate kinase 5, chloroplastic. NCBI's taxonomy places the organism in Eukaryota, Viridiplantae, Streptophyta, Magnoliopsida, Lamiales, Acanthaceae. The record is from RefSeq and is a predicted model, not a curated record. Gene Ontology annotation, cellular component: cytoplasm. The transcript is spliced from 19 exons. Bases 110 to 1906 code for a protein of 598 amino acids. Gene Ontology annotation, molecular function: ATP binding; nucleoside diphosphate kinase activity; AMP kinase activity. Gene Ontology annotation, biological process: nucleoside triphosphate biosynthetic process.